CCUCAAGUUGACCACCGGCCAUUAACAUCGAUUCUGAUUGUGAAAAGGCUUUCCCUUGCUUUGACGUUACCUCCCCUCUGCCUUCUGGUGAGUUUCGUCCUCCUUCUCUUAUAUAAGAAAAUAAGGAUUGACAGAGAGACGGGAAAGAAUCAACAGAAGCCAACAGCGAGAAAUUUGGGGAGUUGUCUACCUGCUUCCAGCGUCUUCCCAUGUAUCCGAGGGUGAGGGUGAGGGUGGAAGAUGAUGAUCCAGCCUCAGAUGCGGAGGUAGAAAACCAGUUACCAUUGGAGAAAUUCAAAUCCAUUCCUGUGGAAAGUUUUUGCUCGGACGGAAAUGGACGUGGUACUGAUUGCCCACAAUAUUAUGCUAUGGCACCAAAAUCAUACCCAACACUUAAAGUCUGUUCCACGAUUUCAUCUACUCCCACAAGCGAAGACAAGCAGAACCAGGAAAAGAAUGUAGAAAACAAGCCGAAGCACGACCAAGAAAAUAGCGUGGAGGGCAAACCUCAAAUAAGAGCUAGUUUGGUGCCACGCCCUCGUGCUGUAUUGUCCAGUCCUGUUAACGACCAAAAGAUAGGAAGCAAGAAUCAGUUGUCCCAAUCAAAGAGACCAGUUUUGAAGAAGAAUGAGCCAAGUCAAAAUCCAGUUUUACAAGAAAAAGUUAAUCCCAGAAGGACUCAAUCUCAAAGCUCAGUUAGCUCAAUAAAAGGUGCAAGAGCAUCCGUUACAACCACCCGUACCAGGAAGAAGGACGGAUCUGAGCCAAAAACUUCAAAGCAAGAAGCUUUCACAGGAAAAGCCAAGCCAAGAACAUUACACAGCUGAGUAUCUGGUAGUAUCUGGUAGCUUUUUCCAUCAUGUAGACCUUCCCAAUUGAAUUGUUUUUCCUUGUGCGCUUGAGUCCUCGCAACAAGUUUUGUUGUGUCAAUGGUCUCAUGAUCAGAGUAGAUAAUUUUAAGCAUGCGUAACAGUCUGUAAGAGCCACAUUAUGUGGAAAUGGUCUGUAGAUUGGACAAACGGAAUGGUAAGGAUUGCCAGAACAUUAAACCACUUUAA
Nymphaea colorata (pocket water lily) is the source of this 1058-nucleotide messenger RNA. RefSeq lists its product as uncharacterized. The coding region runs from base 210 to 827 and encodes 205 amino acids. Lineage: Eukaryota; Viridiplantae; Streptophyta; Magnoliopsida; Nymphaeales; Nymphaeaceae. The record is from RefSeq and is a predicted model, not a curated record. The transcript has 5 exons.